AUGAAAAUAAAGGCAGUUAUUUUUGAUUUCAAUGGCAAUUACAUUUCAAAUUGUGGAAAUGAAGAUUACUGGAAUGCUUAUGAAGAAUAUCUUAAUUUACCUAGCGGAUCAAUAAAAAAAACUAUGAAUAAUUCAGAAAUAGCCUUAUAUCAAAUGUUUACUGGUAAGAUAAGUGCCGAACAAUUUGAAAAAAUGUAUUUUAUUAAGGCAUUUAACAGGCAACACAAUUUAAAUAUAGAACCAUUUCCAAUAAUUAGAGAUUUUGUUGAUGUAUAUAGUGAUGAUAAUAUACUUGAGGAGUAUACAAUGAAAAAUGCUAUAAAUAAUUUACGCAAUUCUGAUAAAAAUUACAGACAAAGAAGAUUACCAUCAAAUAGAGACUCAUAUGAUGUAAUAGUUGAGUCAUGUAGAGAAGGAGUUAUGAAACCACAUCCAGAAAUUUAUAGGAUUAUGUUAGAUAGACUGGAUGUUGGAGCAGAAAAUUGUAUUUUUGUUGAUGAGUCAAAUUAUAAUUGUGAGACAGCUGAUCUACUAGGAAUGAAAUCUAUUCUUCUAAAUCCUAUGGAUCCAUCUGCAUGUCUUCAAAAAUUAGAUGAUGUGUUACGUUGCCAAAAAACUUCAUAA
Molecule: messenger RNA, 624 nt
Organism: Strongyloides ratti
Lineage: Eukaryota; Metazoa; Nematoda; Chromadorea; Rhabditida; Strongyloididae
Product: Bifunctional epoxide hydrolase 2
Exons: 3
Coding region: 1-624 (207 amino acids)
Source: RefSeq, a predicted model, not a curated record